Molecule: messenger RNA, 297 nt
Organism: Strongylus vulgaris
Lineage: Eukaryota; Metazoa; Nematoda; Chromadorea; Rhabditida; Strongylidae
Source: the annotation of a GenBank genome assembly
AUGUUCAACUCCUGUGCCCAUACCAUAGUUCGUCCAACGAGCCAUUCAGGCUGUGUUGACGGCUACCGUCUUGUCCAAGCAAAUGCAAUGGUCUCGUCAGCCGGACCAGGAAAAUUCGGCGGUUUCUUUACCUAUGUCACUUCCUGCGCCGAACUAUGUGCAAAAGAUUAUGGACUAGUACGAUGCAUCGGAUUCGCAUACGAACCAGACAACAGAGGUCGAGUUCUUUUCCUACUUCAGAUAGAAGUCUCAAAAAUUCCAUUGCAGGUAAAUGUACGCUGUAUCAACGAUCACUAG